AUGUCCACUGCUUCUCCCAUCCUCUUUAUUCCUGCCCCUGUCCCCUUUCUAUUUCCCUCUCUCAACCCGCUUCCCCGUGUGGCAACCUGCGUUCACGCCCUCUUUCUCUCUCCUCCGCGCCUCUGUCUCACACUUUCCCCCCUCUCUCUCUCCUCCGUGCCUCUGUCUCACACUUUCCCCCCUCUCUCUCUCCUCCGCGCCUCUGUCUCACACUUUCCCCCCUCUCUCUCUCUUCCGCGCCUCUGUCUCACACCUUCCCCCCUCUCUCUCUCCUCCGCGCCUCUGUCUCGCACUUUCCCCCCUCACUUGCACCUCCCCCGUCUCCCUCGUGUCUCUCCCCUUCCCACCAAUCCCGUCUCACAGGGAUGCCACAAGGGCAUUUGUCUCAGGCAAUUUUUCAGACCUUCUCCAUUCCUUUUCCAUCCCUUUCCCCCUCUUACCAUCCCUUACUCUCCCAUUCCCUCCUGUUUUAACACGCUCUCCAUCCCUGUCCACUCCUUUCCAUCCCUCUCCAUCCCUCUCCAUCCUGCAGGUGACGGCUUAACGGACGAUCUGACGGGGCUGUCAGGCGAGCAGUGCAUCGGCAUCGCUGACUGGCGGGACUUCUACUUCAAAACCUACAUCCACGUGGGCAAGCUGGUGGGGCGGUUCUACGACGAGCAGGGCAAGCCAAGAGAUUCUCUGGGCGAGUUUGACGAGCUUCUCAAGGAGGGCAAGCGGCUGAGGGACGUGGCCAAGGUGGCGGAGAAGAAAUACCCUGGGUGCAACUCACGAUGGGCUCAGAACGAGGGCGGCAAGUCACCUCAGUGGCCAAAGUGGAUGGAGAAGAAACACCCUGGAUGCAACUCGCGAUGGGCGCAGAACGAGGGUGGCAAGUUGUGGCCUCUCUCUCUUCGCUUCUCCUCCCUGCCUUCUACUCCCACCCUGCGUUCCUGUCUUAACUUUGGGGUGCCCCGUAAGAUCCCUCGAAUCCCAGAGGCAGAAGGCGGGCCAGUGGGGGGCAGUGAGGACACGCGCUGUGCGUGCUUCACCAAGGACCAGCUCGCCUCGCGCUCUGACCUUCACGAGUACGAUGGGUGCGACCCUGACGCCACCAAGUGUGUCUCCUCCCCUCCCGAAGACCCCAAUGCUGCAUCUCUAGGGGAUGAGGGUGAGGAGGAGGAAUGA
This is a messenger RNA of Closterium sp. NIES-65, 1167 nucleotides long. The record is from the annotation of a GenBank genome assembly. NCBI's taxonomy places the organism in Eukaryota, Viridiplantae, Streptophyta, Zygnematophyceae, Desmidiales, Closteriaceae.